Molecule: messenger RNA, 795 nt
Organism: Rosa rugosa (rugosa rose)
Lineage: Eukaryota; Viridiplantae; Streptophyta; Magnoliopsida; Rosales; Rosaceae
Exons: 3
Coding region: 18-563 (181 amino acids)
Molecular function (GO): fatty acyl-CoA hydrolase activity
Source: RefSeq, a predicted model, not a curated record
AAAGGGAGAGAUCAAGAAUGAGGGAAAUGGCAAAACCCUGUGGUACUCUGGCAGAGAGGUUUGCUUGCACAGCCUCAAUUUCAGAUGACGUCCCUGAGCAACACGUCAAGGAUAUGCUGCAUUUUCUCAAAGGAGUGGGUAUCUCCGACCCUGUUCCAGAUCACUGCGAGACCAAAGACUUCUACUCCUACCUCGUUCGUGGCAUCCUUAAGCCCCUCAACAUUCAACGAGGCCGUGUCACCUGCCUCGUCUCCGUUAAACCUGCUUUUACUAACUUUUUUGGUGGAUUCCAUGGAGGAGCUAUAGCUGCUGUUGCUGAGGCUGUGUCGGUAGCUACUGCGAGAACGGUUGUCGCUGAGGAUAAGGAGCUUUUUCUAGGGGAACUAAGCAUCUCUUAUCUCUCUUCUGCUCCAAAGAAUGCAGAGGUGAUAGUUGAUGGAUCUGUAGUUCGGAGUGGAAGAAAUCUUACUGUAAUAGCACAGGAGUUCAAGCUCAAGAAAACUGGGAACUUGAUCUACACUGCUCGUGCUACCUUCUAUCACAUGCCUGUUUCGAAAUUAUGAAUUUGGAUGUUCAGUAUAUCUCUAUUUGGGUUACCUCACUUUGCACCUCAUGGCUUUGUCUUCAACACAUUACCAAUGGUGGUCUUUGGGUCAAUAGAUUAUGGUAAUAUGUAUAGGCGGCCUAUGUAUAUUUAGUCUUGAAUAAUAUCCUUAAGUAAGAAUCGAUUACUUAUUUGUGCAAAUGUAUAUAGUUUUCACUAGAGAGGAAUAGAAUCAGAGUUAUUAGGUAUCA